AUGUCCCUUGCACUCAGUCCCAGAUCUUCAGUUGAAUCCACUUUCCUGAACCUCUCACUUCACGAUGAAGAGCCCGAUCGGCAGUUGGUCGACCUCGACAAUCCUUAUCCAAACCUUGUUGAAGAGGAUACACUCUCUCAACAACACAUCCACCAAGCACUCAUCACAAGUGCAUUGCAUCCAGCAUCGGAUCAGUACCACCAAAAAUUCCACCGCCUGCCUCGAACCCCAUUGAGACUCCGCUACCUGAAAACAUUGUAUGAUACAGGGAAUCCUUUUGGAUUUCUAAAGGUCAUCGCUGGAAAGAAAGUGCAGAUUGAUGCAGAUGAGUUCAUCACACCCGCAACAUCGACAGAGUAUGCAAUACGGGUUCCUCUUCAUUGUCUCGAUUUCCGCCUCCUUGUUCCUUUUGUUGGCGGCUUUGGAACAUUUCUCCCCCUGGACCCAGAGGCUUGGUCCUGGACAUUCACACUGGACCUGGGCCAUCCUCAACGUACAUUUAACAAUGCACGAGGAUUUCUUGGUUUUGACCCCACCGGUUCGAUGUUAUACAUCGGGAUGACUCCUUCAGGGAACUCUGUGUUCCUUGGGAUGGCACCCCAAGCUUUCUUCAAUAAAGACUUUGUGCCAGCUGGACAUGCAUCGAAGGAAGGAUGGAAUCAGACUUGCAUGUCGACACGUCUGUAUCGGAUGCUGGUGUCAUUCUUCUGCUAUGGGAUGAAUGCACUUGUAGAACGGGCAUUCCCCCUGGUGGACUCUUAUGGGAUCAAUCUUGAGGGUCGAGCGAAUUGGGAGGAUGUGAAUCCUGACCUGUUGACGAAUCAGAAGUUUGACCUCCGGCUUAGGGAUAUGCUGAAGCUGGAGAGUGUGUUCACGACUGAAUUUGAGGAAUUUCGGGACAAUUCUCCUCAAGAGUGGAAGAGAAAUGAGAUCUGGCGGACAUGUCGACCAAUAUUUGUGUCGAUGAAAUAUGGGCAAAACCUGCCAAUAAACAUUUCGUCCGAGGAGGCCUUUGAGCUGACGGCAUCCCAUUGGAAUGAUGAGCUGGACUAUACACGGGUACAGUUUUUCUCAUUUGCAUUAGCCACAGAAAUCAGUGCAACUAAAGUGGAGGAGUGGGAGCCUAUCCCAACUGGAGACAUCACCAGGUUGUAUGAUGAGAUCUAUACUGGAGAUGGGAUGCAAGUGUUUGACGCCGAGGCAGUGCCAUAUGAAGAGGAGGGACGAGAAGUAGAGUUUUUCGACAAAGAAGGCAACAAGAUUGCUCGUCGAAACCCCAUCCAUGCACCUGGGCAAAACAAUGGUGCAAUGCUAGUCAAACUUGACACCGCAAGCCACAUGUUUGUUGCAUCAUCUUCCCAUCUCGAUGAUUCUGAGGAUGAGGACGAAGAAACGUUUGAUACAACGUUUGGGAUGGAGGCAACAGGAGGGAGACGAGGAGGGAGGCAUCCUCCAGUGCAUGCAGAACAUUCUUCGGUGCAGCUGCGAACGUACCCACUUGCAUACCUGGGUAGCCUUGGGCAAGUCCAGUCCAACAUGAUUCUGCCACAGUUUCAGAAGAUCAUCCAUGAGAUCGUCGACAUCAUCGACGAAGCAUCGGUCUCAACGACACUUGAUGGCAGCGACGAUGAUCCAUUUAGUGAACACAUGGAGUCAGUGCCACGAUCAACGACACAAUCAAUCCAAGGAGUGUUCUUACAAAUGUACCAAUCAUCGUUCCACCGUGCAGCACCUCGAGCAGGAGGUGGAGAGGUGGAUCAUGGAUGGAUCACCGCAGCAGCAGCUGGGACAUGCAAUGGUGACCCAAAACAAUCCACUCGUGUUCAGCGGCAUCAAGAUCGAUGCAGUUCCAUGCUCCCCUUUGACCAUUGGAGGAGCCGGAUGGAUAGACGAGACACGCCAACGAAUCUUCGGUGUGAACAAUACUAUAUUUUAGAUUUGUCACACCUCCCAUCGAGGGUACGAACUGGAAGAUGGAUACUUGGCGAGAUUAUUACACGAUUGCUGCAUGGAUGGCGUCACCCAGACGUGGUGAACACAGUCAAGGAAAACUGUGUGAUCGUUCAGCCUGGGAUAUUCCCAAAGAUAUAUCAGUGGACGAUGCAUGGAUUCACCCAUCUGCUGCGACAAUAUUGGAUGCAUGUCGAAUCGCUGAUAGCAAAGAAGGAAGCCAUUGACCCUUACCAUCUGGAGGUGAUUGCUAGUUUGGAACGAGCAAUCGCAUUUGGGCACAGUGGGAGUGGCAAGGUGCUUAGCACAUCUCUCAUGGACCCACUGUGGCUGUCUCUCGGGUUAGGGACAACAGGGUUCCCAAGCUUGAAUCUGGACAUCAUCCGAUUCGAGCCACAUGCAGCAAAUGGGUUGGUACCUCUGACCAUAUUCAGCGAAGGAUGGCCAUGGACCCAAAGACAGUCUGUCGCUGGACCUGCGUUUGCAUCGAAACGUUCAUGGAUCUUUAACUAUGGGCGGCCUAAUUGGGAGAUGUACUGGUUGGACUUGUACAUCCGUUUCAUCAAAGAUACAUAUCGUGAAGGAUCAUCGGAUAAAUCACUGCAGGAGCAGGUUCAUUCGAUGCUCGUGAAACUCAUCGUGGAUGCAUUGGUGGAGGAUGCAGUGGCGAACGUGGUCCAGGGGGUUCGCAAGCAGCUUCGAGAGUUCAUGAGGGAUUCAACACUGAGUGAAGUAGAGCUGUCAUUCCAGAAGGAGCGGAGUGCCUCAGUCAAGAAACUCAAGCAACUCGAUAACCCUCUUGGAACAAUCGAUGGACGAAGGGUACUGCGGAAGUGUUUGUGGGAGAAUGCCUCAGACAUGGAGUCUCAGCUGACACUUCCAAACGAGACAACAAUGAAUGGCCAACAAUUUGUCAAUGAGGCAUACGACAUUGCCUUGAAGCGACCAAGGACACCAUGGGGGGGUCCAUUCUUUCAUGAUGGCAAAGCCGCACCAAUAUGGCACAAAGUCAUUCAAGAAUAUUCAAGGUCUUCAAGGAAGACAGCAGCAGAGAUCAAGAGCCGUCUCUGUGAUCGAGUCCAUCAUGAGCUCGUGGUCAAGGGGCAAGUGGCUGCACUGCCAUGGAAGGCAAAUGCCCAGCAACGUUAUCCACGGUGGAAUGGAUGGGUUCGAUUCACAGUGGGGAAAGAGUCUGGAAUGCCAGGAGGACGUCGGGGCGGGAAAGGAGUCAUGACCAUGGAAGAAGAGAUGGAUGCAGCAGCAGCAAAAGCCGUGGCUCAAGAGGAUGAUGAGAAUGAGAAUGUGGAGUGGGCGAUGAAAGACUUCGACCUCAGUGAGCUGCCACGAGUGUUGAACAGAGCACAAUUGCCGAGCGAUUUUGGAUUUGGUCCAAAGGAUGUGGAGCCAACAUCAAACGAAAUGGUUGCAUGGAUGAAAGAGUCAUAUGAUGGAAAGUCUCCUGCACACAGGAUGGCACUGUUUGGGGCAAUCAUCCUGUCACGAAUGGCGCCAUGUCACUCAGUGGACAUCCAAGGGACAUCGUCACGGCAGGGAGGGAGUGACUUAACAAGAUGGGGAUCUCAGCUGGGGUGGAAGGAUAACGCUGGCACUACUCAGGGGAACAAGGGGCGACUGGACAAAACAACAAUGUUUACAUGUUGGCUCUUGUUCAUUGGCAUGCACCUUGACAAGACCAGUCCAUGGUACACCGUGCACAAUGGGAGAAUGAACAAGACGUUCAAGGCGAAAAUGGGCGCAAAAGGAGUACUUGGGACAGUGGUCACACGGAUUGGCCUUAUGGAGCCAUUGACACAGAAGGGGUUCUUUGGAGGAGUCCUGGGAACGGACUAUCGUGCAUACAAAACAAGACAGAUGGAAGGGGUGUACAAGCGAUUCACAGAGCAGCUUUUAGGAGGAGGAGCAUAUGCACUGUAUGGUGCGAUCUCCAUGUUGGUUGGAGAGGAGAUGGCAUCACAAUUGUGCAAAGAGCACAAGAUCCAUAGCCCAUUGGGGCUACCUGGAAGCAUGCCACGACGGAGUGCAUCAAACACAUCGAUUCGAACUGUGUCUGAACGAGACACCAGCGACUCAGAUGUGGAAGGACAGGCACCAAAACGACAGCGGAGAUGA
Messenger RNA from Cantharellus anzutake, 4080 nucleotides. RefSeq lists its product as uncharacterized. NCBI's taxonomy places the organism in Eukaryota, Fungi, Basidiomycota, Agaricomycetes, Cantharellales, Hydnaceae. The record is from RefSeq and is a predicted model, not a curated record. Bases 1 to 4080 code for a protein of 1359 amino acids. The transcript is spliced from 7 exons.